CCUCGCUCCCGCGCCGCGCGCCCUCCCUCUCCACCCGCCUGUGCCGCCGCCACGGCAGCCGGCGAAGCAACUUCCGAGCGCCCGCGACCGCCGGACCCCGGCGCCGCCCCCGGCCCAGCGCAUCGCCGGCCGAGGCCAUGGACGAGCUGGCCUGGCUGCUGCCCCCGCUCCUGCUGCUCUGCGCGCAGCACCGAGCCGCCAGGGCAAUGAAUGACAUUGGCGACUAUGUUGGUUCCAACCUGGAGAUAUCUUGGCUCCCUAACCUGGACGGCCUGAUAGAGGGCUACGCUCGCAACUUUCGGCCCGGCAUUGGAGGCCCCCCUGUGAACGUGGCACUCGCCAUCGAGGUGGCCAGCAUUGACCACAUCUCGGAGGUGAACAUGGAGUACACCAUGACCGUGUUCCUGCACCAGAGCUGGCGCGACAGCAGGCUGUCCUACAACCACACCAAUGAGACCCUGGGCUUGGACAGCCGCUUCGUGGACAAGCUGUGGCUCCCGGACACCUUUAUCGUGAACGCCAAGUCCGCCUGGUUCCACGAUGUGACCGUGGAGAACAAGCUCAUCCGGCUGCAGCCUGAUGGGGUGAUUCUCUACAGCAUCCGGAUCACAUCCACGGUGGCCUGCGACAUGGACCUGGCCAAGUAUCCGAUGGACGAACAGGAGUGCAUGCUGCACCUGGAGAGUUAUGGCUACUCAUCUGAGGACAUCGUCUACUACUGGUCCGAGAACCAGGAGCAGAUCCACGGGCUGGACAAGCUGCAGCUGGCCCAGUUCACCAUCACCAGCUACCGCUUCACCACAGAGCUAAUGAACUUCAAGUCGGCUGGCCAGUUCCCCCGGCUCAGCCUGCAUUUCCACCUGCGGAGGAACCGCGGCGUCUACAUCAUCCAGUCCUACAUGCCGUCUGUCCUCCUGGUCGCCAUGUCCUGGGUCUCCUUCUGGAUCAGCCAAGCUGCAGUGCCCGCCAGGGUGUCUCUAGGCAUCACCACAGUGCUGACCAUGACCACACUGAUGGUCAGCGCCCGCUCCUCCCUCCCACGGGCGUCGGCCAUCAAGGCAUUGGACGUGUACUUCUGGAUCUGCUAUGUCUUUGUGUUCGCCGCCCUGGUGGAGUAUGCCUUUGCCCACUUCAAUGCUGACUACCGAAAGAAACAGAAGGCCAAGGUCAAGGUUAAGGAGCAGAGGGCUGAGAUGGACAUGAAGAAUGCCAUUGUGCUCUUCUCCCUCUCCGCUGCGGGCGUUACUCAGGAGCUGGCUGUGUCCCGCCGGCCAUGCCGCAUACCCGGGAACCUCAUGGGCUCCUACAGAUCUGUGGAGGUGGAGACAGGGGAGACAAAGAAGCAGGGGGGCCAGGGCGGCCUCCGUGGGCUUCUCAAGCCCAUUGACGCGGACACCAUUGACAUCUAUGCCCGUGCUGUGUUCCCCGCGGCUUUUGCCGCCGUCAACGUCAUCUACUGGGCCGCAUAUACCAUGUGAGGCCCACGGGGGGUUUCACUGGCCCAGGACCUCCGAGGGAAGAAUCCUGGGCAGCUCUGAGUGUUUCAGAGGAGGCAGGACUACGGGCCAGAUGAGAUGAGAAGAAAGCUUCGGUCUCGCUCAGUGCUCCCAGGCUCUGACCCCACAUUUGCCAGGACCCCGUCUGCAGACACCUCCUGUCCAGCAGCCCAGACGCCUGACCCAGGAGCCAGGCAGGCACGGCCCUGGAAGCUUCACAUCAAUUUGGAGAAGGAUCCUGACUCAGGGACUGGCUCUGUGGGUCUGGACCAGGGAGGGGGAAGAGGCUGGGUGAGGAUGGUGCUCAAGUCUCGCGAGACCGUGGAAAGGGCAUUCCCGGGCCUUGGGUCCCAGCAUGAAAUAAAACAGAGCCUUUGGCCAUCGCUCACACUGUG
This is a messenger RNA of Capra hircus (goat), 1891 nucleotides long. RefSeq names its product gamma-aminobutyric acid type A receptor delta subunit (gene GABRD). Bases 138 to 1478 code for a protein of 446 amino acids. Lineage: Eukaryota; Metazoa; Chordata; Mammalia; Artiodactyla; Bovidae. The record is from RefSeq and is a predicted model, not a curated record. The transcript has 9 exons. Gene Ontology annotation, molecular function: GABA-A receptor activity; neurotransmitter receptor activity; extracellular ligand-gated monoatomic ion channel activity. Gene Ontology annotation, cellular component: GABA-A receptor complex; neuron projection; synapse. Gene Ontology annotation, biological process: chemical synaptic transmission; nervous system process; monoatomic ion transmembrane transport.